GUGGCUGUGCGCCCUCUGUCCGUCACUCGCCUAAUGUCAUAUUCCACACACAGAUGGCAACAUGUCAAAUCACGUGAAACCCCACUAAGAUCAGCUGUCUUCAGGGGAGUGGUUGUUUAGCGAGGGUAGUUUUCCCAUAUCGUGCGUUGUAAACACCUUUUUCAGUGGCAAGGAUUUGAGCUGCACACAAAUGACGGAAUACUGGCUCAUCUCCGCCCCCGGCGACAAAACGUGUCAGCAGACAUGGGAAACUAUGAACAACCUGACAAGCAAGCAGAACAACCUGUCGGUCAAUUACAAGUUCCAUAUUCCCGACUUGAAGGUUGGUACUUUGGACCAGUUGGUGGGCCUGUCGGACGAUUUGGGUAAACUGGACGCUUUCGUGGAGCAAGUCACACGGAAGGUCUCGAGUUACUUGGGGGAGGUCCUGGAGGACCAACGCGACAAAUUGCAGGAAAAUCUGAUGGCGAACAAUAGUGGGCGUCCGCCCGAGGACGAAGGUGGCGGAGGCGGGGGCUCUGAAGACAAGAAUAAUGACUCGGAAAGCUCCUCCGGCGUAUACGUGACGCCCUUGCAGUCGCCUGCGGACAGUGCGAGCUCCACUCCUGACCAAACCCCAACCGACAUGUUCCUACUACCCCUAGGGCCAGCCGAUUUGCCGACUUACCUCACCCGUUUCCAAUGGGACAUCGCCAAAUAUCCCAUAAAACAGUCGUUGCGCAACAUCGCCGACAUUAUAAGCAAACAAGUCGGCCAGAUCGAUGCCGAUCUCAAGACCAAAUCAACGGCUUACAACAACCUCAAAGGAAACUUGCAAAACUUGGAGAAGAAACAAACUGGCAGUCUCUUGACUCGCAACCUCGCCGAUUUGGUCAAAAAGGAGCAUUUCAUUCUGGAUUCGGAGUAUUUGACGACGUUGCUGGUCAUCGUCCCGAAGUCCUCCUUCAACGAAUGGAACGCUAACUAUGAGAAAAUCACCGAUAUGAUUGUGCCUCGUUCCAGCCAACUCAUCACCCAGGACAACGAAUACGGACUUUAUACCGUUUCGUUGUUCAAGAAAGUGGUCGAAGAGUUCAAAUUGCACGCACGCGAACGGAAAUUCAUUGUGAGGGAUUUCACCUACAAUGAGGAGGAGCUUGCCGCCGGCAAAAACGAGAUCACCAAGCUCGUCACCGAUAAAAAGAAGCAAUUUGGCCCUCUGGUGAGAUGGUUGAAAGUUAAUUUUAGUGAGUGUUUCUGUGCCUGGAUUCACGUCAAAGCCUUACGAGUUUUCGUCGAGUCCGUAUUGAGAUACGGCCUGCCUGUCAAUUUCCAAGCGAUUCUCAUCCACCCCAACAAGAAGACGAUGAAGCGUUUGCGGGAUGUUUUGAAUCAGCUGUACGGCCAUUUGGACAGCAGUGCGGCAAUUUCAGGGUCCAAUGCUGACAGUGUCGACAUUCCAGGCUUAGGUUUCGGCCAGUCAGAGUAUUAUCCGUAUGUAUAUUACAAAAUAAAUGUGGACAUGAUCGAACAAACAAAAGUGUAAAUUCCGUAAAUUUUUAGUUUCUGCCUUUUAUUUUAUUAGAAUAACGUAAAUUUUUUGUGUACGAAGCGUACAAUUUUUUUCUCUUGUCCAAGCGCAUCUAUAUUACACGUAGGGCUGUUGAAACUUUAAAUGUAUAUGAUAAUAAAAUGGAAAUAAAUUUUAUAAUAUGCAAUUGUGCAAUAUUUGGCCACAGCUUGUAGGAUCGACAAUAUCGUUGCAACCAGUAUUGAGUUCAUUGUAAAUAUUGUGUACAUAAGAAAUGAUUUUCUUUGGUUGUAAGCUCAUUUUUAUUAUUGAAAAUAUUCCAAUGUACGAUAGGUCCAGUUUUAAGUUAUGUCUGUUACUAUAGAUGUUAUAGAGGUGUUAAGAGGUUCAUUGUUCAACUGUAAAUUUGUUAGACGAUUAAACUAUUUCAUUACAUU
Tribolium castaneum (red flour beetle) is the source of this 1947-nucleotide messenger RNA. It is a transcript of the gene Vha44, whose product is annotated as Vacuolar H[+] ATPase 44kD subunit. The transcript has 9 exons. NCBI's taxonomy places the organism in Eukaryota, Metazoa, Arthropoda, Insecta, Coleoptera, Tenebrionidae. The record is from RefSeq and is a predicted model, not a curated record. Gene Ontology annotation, molecular function: proton-transporting ATPase activity, rotational mechanism. Gene Ontology annotation, biological process: proton transmembrane transport. Gene Ontology annotation, cellular component: lysosomal membrane; vacuolar proton-transporting V-type ATPase, V1 domain. The coding region runs from base 191 to 1525 and encodes 444 amino acids.